AUGGAUCGCUCGGGCCAUACACUCAUUCCUCCACAUACAAUAGUAUCUAAUAUAUCCGGCGAUACACUGGAUGGUGAGCUCACUGAUCCCAACUCGGAGCCCCUUUCAGAGAGGAAGAAAGAAAGCACCGACGACCUAAGCCAAGUGAGUGGAGAAGAACGGACCAUCCCGAAGCCUCCAUCUCCACCAGAAAAGCCCGAUGGCGGUUUUCUCGCUUGGCUACAGGUCGCAGGAAGUUGGUGUUUAAUGUUCAACUGCUGGGGUAUCGUCAACUCAUAUGGCGUUUUCCAAACAUACUACGAAAACGAGGCACUACCAACCCGUUCAUCAUCCGACAUCGCCUGGAUAGGCUCACUACAAGCAUUCCUACUACUUUUCAUCGGAGCCAUUACUGGACCGCUCUACGACUAUGGAUAUUUUCGACAUUUGUUAGGAGCUGGAACGUUCCUGACGGUCUUUGGUAUGAUGAUGGUUAGUAUAUGCAGUGAGUUCUGGCAUUUUGUCCUAGCUCAGGGAAUCGUUGUGGGACUCGGUGCGGGAUGUCUAUUUAUACCCAGCGUUGCUGUUCUACCGUUAUAUUUCAGAUCACAUCUGGCAUUUAGUAUCGGUGUUGCGGGGAGUGGGAGUGGUGUUGGAGGAAUUAUAUAUUCGAUUGCGUUUCAACAACUUCAAAGAUCUAUCGGAUUUGGUUGGGCUACGCGUAUCAUGGGAUUCAUUAGUCUGGCUACACUUGUCUUCCCGUUUUUGGUGAUGAGAGUUCCAUCUGCAGUGCCUGGGCAACCUAGGAAAGUGAGGAAGCUUUUCGACUCGUCGACAUUGAAAGAACUUCCGUUUGUUCUGUUCUUGAUUUGGGGAUUCUUUGGUUUUGCGGGUGUUUAUAUGCCGCUUUACUAUGUUGGAUCUUACGCUAUUGAGAAAGAUGUUAUGUCUUCGACAUUAGCAUCUUAUCUUAUACCUAUCCUUAACGCUGGAUCGGUGAUUGGACGCAUUGUUCCAAAUUACGCAGCGGACAAAACCGGCCCAGUAAACAUGUUUAUACCAACCUGCUUCGGUUUAGCCGUAUUAUCCUUCGCGUGGAUCGGCAUCAGUAACACACCGGGUUUAAUAGUCUUCGUGGUUCUAUACGGAAUCUUCAUCGGGACAUACAUGACAUUACCGUUCAGCGCUGUCGUCAAACUAAGUCCUCACCUGGGUGUAACGGGGGUCCGAAUGGGUAUGCUCUGCGUCAUUUGCAGCUUCGGUGUUCUUGUCGGUACUCCCGUUGGCGGUGCUAUACUGCGUCAUGGCGACUGGAUUGGACUCCAGUGCUUUGGGGGAGCAAUGCUUAUGGUUGCGACUAUCUUUAUCUUUGCAACUCGGGUUGCUAAAGUUGGCAUUGAUCCUUCGAAGAUAUUAUAG
Molecule: messenger RNA, 1398 nt
Organism: Penicillium angulare
Lineage: Eukaryota; Fungi; Ascomycota; Eurotiomycetes; Eurotiales; Aspergillaceae
Product: MFS general substrate transporter
Exons: 4
Coding region: 1-1398 (465 amino acids)
Biological process (GO): transmembrane transport
Cellular component (GO): fungal-type vacuole membrane
Molecular function (GO): transmembrane transporter activity
Source: RefSeq, a predicted model, not a curated record